Molecule: messenger RNA, 1384 nt
Organism: Polistes dominula (European paper wasp)
Lineage: Eukaryota; Metazoa; Arthropoda; Insecta; Hymenoptera; Vespidae
Product: ketohexokinase
Biological process (GO): fructose metabolic process
Molecular function (GO): ketohexokinase activity
Source: RefSeq, a predicted model, not a curated record
UUUUAAUUAUUAUUUUAAGUUUUGCAUUAUAAUUAUAUUAUUUCAAAUCUUUUUUAUUACAAAAUUAUCAAUAUGGCUUAUUUAAAGACUUCAAAUAACCGAAAAAUUUUAUGUGUUGGAUUAACUUGUCUUGACAUAAUACAAACAUGUACAUAUUAUCCUCCAGAAGAUUCUGAUCAUAGGUCUGUUGAUUAUCGAUGGCAAAGAGGUGGAAAUGCGUCAAAUACAUGUACUGUACUUUCUUUGUUAGGAAGUUCAUGUGAAUUUUUAGGAGUAUUAAGUAAAGAAGAGCAUAGUCAGUUUUUAAAAGAUGACAUGAAAAAAUAUAAUAUUGAUUUUUCUAAAUGCCAAGAGGUUGACGGUUAUAGAUGUCCUAUAUCAACAAUAAUAUUAAGCUUAAGUACUGGAACUCGUACAAUUUUACAUUAUAAUCCUAAUUUACCAGAAAUAACAUUAGAAAACUUUGGAUGUUUGAAAUUAAAGAACUACAGUUGGAUACAUUUUGAAGGCAGGAAUGUAACACAAGUUUUAGCUAUGAUGGAAACUAUAGAAAAAUAUAAUAAAAUUAUGAAAGGCAUGAACGAAAAAUCUAAUAAAAUAGUAAAUAAACAAUUUAUGGAAAUUACUGUUAGUUUAGAGCUAGAAAAACCUCAACCUGAGUUAUUAUUAUUAUUACCAUUUGCUGAUAUAGUAUUUAUAUCGAAAGAUUUUGCACAAAGAAGAGGAUGCGAUAAUAUGGAUGAAAUAUUAGAAAAUAUCGGUGCAAAAGCUAAACAAGGGACAGUUCUUAUUUGUGCUUGGGGUGAUAGAGGUGCAACGGCACGUACCUCGGAUGGAAUUUUAGUCAAAUCUUCAGCUUUUCCGCCUGAAGUAAUAGUAGACAGUCUUGGUGCUGGAGAUACAUUUAAUGCAGCAGUUAUAGAUUAUUUAAACAAUAUAAAAAUGGAUGCUGAAAGUGAAGAAUAUAAUUCUUUGAAUAAUCCCACUACAAUUUCGGAACAUAGCCUCAACAAAUUUAAUGAUCCAAAUAUUCUACACGCAGCAAUAAUUUUUGGUUGUCAUAUAGCUGGUGCCAAAAUAGGAAUGAAAGGUUACGACGGUCUUGUAAACUACAAAUAAAUUUGGUAAAAGUUACAAAAAAAAAAAAAAGAAAAUGCACCGACUUAUUGGCCAACCUAUUUGUGGUACAAUAUUUUAAUAAAAUAAAUUUAAGAUAUGAAUGACGCGUAAUUAAGCAUUUUUAUAAUUAAUAUUUCAUAUUAAUAAUAAUAUGUAAUACAGAGUUCUGUGAUAUUAGAUCUGAGAGAGAAUAGAAACAUCAAAGAACUAAAAUAUAUUAUAACGUUCUCUCAAAUACCAUCAUAUUGAUAUAAAAUGUUUUAUU